Hyalella azteca is the source of this 882-nucleotide messenger RNA. Its product is annotated as embryonic protein UVS.2-like. The coding region runs from base 1 to 882 and encodes 293 amino acids. The transcript is spliced from 8 exons. The record is from RefSeq and is a predicted model, not a curated record. Gene Ontology annotation, molecular function: zinc ion binding; metalloendopeptidase activity. Gene Ontology annotation, biological process: proteolysis. Lineage: Eukaryota; Metazoa; Arthropoda; Malacostraca; Amphipoda; Hyalellidae.
AUGCUCGCUAGAGACGCUCGGCUCAAAAAAGUUAUGGGCCAAGUUGACUGGUUCGCGAACUGCAAGCUGUCAUCUAAACCCUGCAAGAACGGCGGAUUCACCAUGAAUGACUGCAGUUGCGCUUGUCCCUUGGGCACGACCGGCGCUAACUGCGAAAAAUUGGAUCUUAGCUAUACCACGGGCGUGACCACCCGAGCGGACGGAUCUGUGUUGGUCGGCGACAUGCUCUACUCCGCGGCGCAGUGGCAAAGUUUGCUCGCUAGGAACUUGAAGUCUAAAGAAGUGCUUUGGCCGAAAACGAGCGGAGUUGUCAAACUUCCAUACAAGAUAGCAGAUCCGAAGAUAAACGCGACUCUGGUGAAGCUGGGCAUCAGCGCUUGGGAGUCUACAACCUGCUUAAAGUUCCCCGAGUUGUCUGCGGCUGACACCACGGCUGAGUACCUCAAUAUGAUGAUAGAGAAGAGCUGCUGGUCCGGCGUGGGCUACACGCAAGGCGAGCUCACGAAUAUCAGCAUCGCGGGUGAUGCAUGUAAUCUCAGGGGAAUCAUCCACGAGCUCGGCCACGCGAUGGGGCUGGAGCACGAACAGUCCCGCAGUGACAGGGAUGACAACAUCAUCGUGGUUACAGCUAACAUUGCGCCUGGCGACGAGGCUAAUUUUAAUAAGGAAAAUACCGUCAACUUCGGCCUCCCUUACGACUACUACUCCGUCAUGCAGUACCAAGAUGCUGCUGGUUCCAAGGGCCCAGAGCGCGUGAUGCUCGCUAGAGACCCUCGGUUUCAAACAGUUAUGGGCGCUAACGGCGAUGGCAGUGAAAUUACUUUCAUGAACUUGAAGCUCGUGAACACAAUGUACGGCUGCAUAGUGCAAGCUGUCAUCUGA